AUGAAGAAGUACGGGUUGCAACUUAGGGUUCAAUCACAGCAGAAAAAACAGCCAAGUAGACCCCCACUACCCACCCCGCUUGGGUUUAACGACGAGGAUGAAGAUAAUGUUGAAAGAGAGAUUUUGCGCCAGGCCCACAAAAACAAAACUCACAAAGAUAUUGAAGAGCAGCACAAGAAGGCUCUCGAAGAAGACCCUUCCGUGUUUGACUAUGAUGGGGUGUAUGAUAAGAUGAAGGAGAAACAAGUUCGCCCUGUAGAGCAGGAUCGCCAAGAUAGAAAGCCGAGAUAUAUUCAAGCCUUAAUGAAUAAGGCGAAACAGCGAGAAAAGGAGCACGAGAUUAUAUAUGAGAGGAAGCUCGCCAAAGAGAGAAGCAAAGAUGAAGACCUUUAUGCUGACAAAGAUAAAUUUGUUACAAGUGCUUACAAGAAAAAGCUUGCUGAGCAAGCCAAAUGGCUAGAGGAAGAGCGGCUUCGUGAGCUGAGAGAGGAAAAGGAAGAUGUCACCAAGAAGAUGGACAUCAGCGAUUUUUAUUUCAACCUCGGCAAAAAUGUCGCUUUCGGCGCUAGGGAAGCCGAUUCCGGGAGACCUGAUAAGCAGCAGCCUAAGGAACAAAUGUUACAGCCACCGGUACAACCCUCUGAUGUGGCAACAAAUCAAGAAUCAGAAAAAGAGAGAAAUCAUGAUGAAGAUGAUGAUGAUGCUGAGAAUUAUUCUCCCGAGGGAAAUCCCAUCCGUACUUACACGAGACCCAUUUCCAAAUCUCCAGAUCGAGAACAAGUCACGAUUAACGAGCCAGCAUUGGCUAGUAAUCAGUCGAUAACUGAUGAGAAAAAAAAUGAUGUGACAGCAAAAGACCAUCACAAGAGAAGUGAGGAUGCAGUGGCUGCAGCAAAGGCACGGUUCUUGGCACGAAAAAAGGCGAAGUCGGUUCCGUCUCUCCAUGUUUUUGGCCUGCAUCUGAUCGGAUGGCGCACCUCUAGCCCUGAAGUAGUCAAUUCCUCCCGGCCAGGUAUUCUCCUCUUCCGAGUAGCCACGGCGGUUCAUAGAGUGGUCGUCCGAAGUGGUAGGGGUGAUGUUGGCUUCAAUCGCUGCUGGGAGUGGGCGAAGCAGGGAUCAGCGACUUCUCCUCCCUCUUCUCUUGGUCUCUUUCCUGGUGUUGGGGGCAGAUUGGCGGUGUCGGGGCGUGUCCUCGGUCGUGCCUUGCCGGGGCCGCCGUUCGCGGUGUUGGGAGGGGUUGGUCAUGGGUCGCCGGUCGCGGCUGCGUUGGUGUUCUGA
This is a messenger RNA of Striga hermonthica, 1278 nucleotides long. The record is from the annotation of a GenBank genome assembly. Lineage: Eukaryota; Viridiplantae; Streptophyta; Magnoliopsida; Lamiales; Orobanchaceae.